AAAGUAUGUACCUUGUGCACAACGAAUUAUACUUUCGUUUUUCUUUUAUACUCAUAACCAGAACCACCGCAUGUCAACAACCGCUAGCGUUAAAUUCAGGCCGCCGCCGACGACAUCAACCGCUCUGCCAGUCACCAACCAUGUCCACUCCACUUUCAACCGACGAUGAAGUUAUUCGACGGAAUCGAAUUCUAUCAAGCAAACUCUACUUCGACAUACCCCUCUCUAAGGCUCCAAUAAUCUAUUCAACUUCUUAUGACAUAUCCUUUCUAGGAAUUGAAAAACUGCAUCCAUUUGACUCUUCUAAAUGGGGUCGCAUAUGCCAGUUCCUCAUUGCAAAUGGCAUUUUGGACAAAGCUCGUAUAGUCGAGCCUCUAGAAGCAACCAAGGAUGAUCUUCUAGUGGUGCAUUCUGAAGCAUACUUGAAUAGUCUCAAAAGCAGUUUAAAUGUCUCCACUAUCACAGAGGUUCCUCCUGUUGCACUGUUUCCUAAUUGCCUUGUUCAGAAGAAGGUCCUCUACCCUUUCCGUAAACAGGUGGGAGGAACUGUUCUGGCGGCUAAACUUGCUACAGAACGCGGAUGUGCUAUCAAUGUUGGUGGUGGCUUCCACCACUGCUGUGCAAAUCGGGGAGGAGGGUUUUGUGCUUAUGCUGACAUAUCUCUAUGCAUCCACUAUGUGUUUGUCCGUCUAAAUAUUUCACGGGUUAUGAUAAUUGACCUUGAUGCUCAUCAAGGAAAUGGUCAUGAAAUGGAUUUUUCAAAUGAUGGAAGAGUCUAUAUUCUGGAUAUGUAUAAUCCAUAUAUCUAUCCACUUGAUUAUGAGGCCAGGAGAUAUAUUGAUCAGAGAGUUGAAGUUCCGAGUGGAACCAGGACAGAGGAGUACUUGCUGAAGCUAGAUGAAGCACUUCUGGUUGCAGCGAAUGCAUUCGAUCCUGAACUGGUGAUCUACAAUGCUGGAACUGAUAUUUUAGAUGGAGAUCCCUUAGGAAAACUGAGGAUUAGUGCGGAUGGGAUAACAAUUAGAGAUGAAAAGGUAUUUAGGUUUGCUCGUGACAAGAAUAUCCCACUCGUAAUGCUGACAUCAGGUGGUUAUAUGAAAUCAAGUGCUAGGGUGAUUGCCGACUCGAUCAUAAACCUUUCGAACAAAUCCUUGAUUACUUUGAGUAACAUCUAAUCCUAUGCACAUAUGUAUAGAUGAUACAUAGCAAAGAACGUAAUGUAAAAUAUAGAGUUGGAUGUUGAUGGCUGGUAUAUAUAUAGGGUAGAUGUACGUAUUGGAUUUUAGAUGUUGGCUGAUGUAGUGAUGUUAUUUAUGUAUGGAGUCAUUUUGUUACCAUUUGUUUCA
Erigeron canadensis is the source of this 1346-nucleotide messenger RNA. RefSeq names its product histone deacetylase 2. NCBI's taxonomy places the organism in Eukaryota, Viridiplantae, Streptophyta, Magnoliopsida, Asterales, Asteraceae. The transcript has 13 exons. The coding region runs from base 6 to 1175 and encodes 389 amino acids. Gene Ontology annotation, molecular function: histone deacetylase activity. The record is from RefSeq and is a predicted model, not a curated record.